Molecule: messenger RNA, 2380 nt
Organism: Monopterus albus (swamp eel)
Lineage: Eukaryota; Metazoa; Chordata; Actinopteri; Synbranchiformes; Synbranchidae
Gene: has3
Product: hyaluronan synthase 3
Exons: 6
Coding region: 238-1923 (561 amino acids)
Biological process (GO): hyaluronan biosynthetic process; extracellular matrix assembly; polysaccharide biosynthetic process
Cellular component (GO): plasma membrane
Molecular function (GO): hyaluronan synthase activity
Source: RefSeq, a predicted model, not a curated record
CAUACACCGGCACAGCCACCUAGAAUGUACGCGCUUUAUUAUUACUGAGUGCGCACAGCUGUGCCUACCCUGGGAAUAGGUGCACGUGAUAAAUGCCUUUAGGUGCUGGCGACUGUUGCGCAUGGAUCUGGACUCACAGAAGUGUGCUACUGAGCUAUGUACUUGUCUUUUACAGCAGCUUCCAGCAUAAAAAGCUCAAAGCAGUGUCUGCUACCUGACCGGCACUAAACAUCAGAGAUGGAACUGAUGCCCUCUCGCUGCAGGACUGCCCUGAACAUCGUGGUGACCACCCUUUUUGCUGCGGUGGUCCUCUUGACCGUCCUGCUGGCAUAUGUCACAGGCUACCAGUUCUUCCACACUGAGCAGCACCACCUCUCCUUUGGCCUCUACGGUGCCUGCCUCUUCCUCCACCUUUUCCUCCAGAGCCUCUUUGCCUUCUGGGAGCAUCAGCGUAUGAGGAACCCCACCCGACCUCAGCACCUCUGUUGCUCUGUGGCCCUCUGUAUCGCCGCCUACCAGGAGGACCCAGACUACCUGAGGAAGUGUCUGCACAGCAUCCGACGAAUCUCCUUCCCUAGUCUGAAGGUCGUGCUCGUGGUGGAUGGAAACCGCCAGGAAGACCACUACAUGAUGGACAUUUUCCAGGAGGUGAUGGGUGGGGCAGACCAAGUUGGCAGUAUGGUGUGGAAGGGAAACUACCACAGUGAAGGGAGCGGACAAGGAGGCGUUGGAGGCAGAGGGAGGAGUACAGUGCACAUGAAGGAGGCGGCACGAGCUGCUCAGCUGAUCAGAGGCUACCGCUACUCCUGUAUCAUGCAGGAGUGGGGAGGGAAAAGAGAAGUGAUGUACACAGCUUUUAAAGCACUGGGGAACAGUGUGGAUUAUGUGCAGGUGUGUGACUCAGACACAGUUCUAGACCCAGCAUGUACCAUAGAAAUGCUAAAGAUCCUUGAGGAUGAUCCAAUGGUGGGAGGAGUUGGUGGCGAUGUACAGAUCCUCAACAAGUACGACUCGUGGAUCUCCUUCCUCAGCAGCGUGCGGUACUGGAUGGCCUUCAACAUCGAGCGGGCCUGCCAGUCCUACUUUGGAUGUGUCCAAUGUAUCAGUGGCCCCUUGGGAAUGUACAGGAACUCCUUACUCCAGUGCUUCCUGGAGCCCUGGUACCACCAGACAUUUCUAGGUUCCAAAUGCAGCUUCGGUGAUGACCGGCACCUCACCAACCGGGUGCUCAGCUUUGGUUACAAGACAAAAUUCACAGCACGAUCACAGUGCCAGACUGAAACACCAGCCCAGUAUUUGCGCUGGCUUAACCAGCAGACGCGAUGGAGCAAGUCCUACUUCCGUGAGUGGCUCUACAAUGCCCUGUGGUUUCACAAGCACAGCCUCUGGAUGACCUAUGAGUCUGUGGUCACUGGCUUCUUCCCCUUCCUUUUGGUUGCCACGGUCAUCCAUCUCUUCUACCAUGGGAAGCUGUGGAGCAUACUGCUGUUCUUACUGAUGGUCCAGCUGGUUGGGAUGGUGAAGGCCACCUAUGCCUGUUUCCUGCGUGGGAGCCUGGUCAUGAUCUUCAUGUCACUCUACUCUCUGCUCUAUAUGACCAGCUUGCUUCCUGCCAAAAUAUUUGCUUUGCUCACCAUCAAUAAGGCUGGAUGGGGCACUUCAGGCCGUAAAAAGAUUGUGGUCAACCUCAUUGGUGCGCUACCUGUUACAGUGUGGGCAAUGGUGCUGCUUGGAGGUGUGGCAUAUACAAUUUACUGUGAAACACAGGAAACAUUCAGUGAGACUGAGAAAGCCCUGUUGAUAUCAGGGACAAUGAUCUACGCCUGCUACUGGCUUAUUCUGUUGGUGCUCUACCUGGCACUUGUAGCCAAACGGUGUAACAAGAAGGAAGAUCAGUAUCGCCUGCCAUAUAUGGAGGCAUAAACUUGUCACCAUAGGUACUAGCAGAACAGUCAUGCCGAUUUUCACUGCAUUAUGGUUCUAGCAAGGUCCCUGCUGACCCUGUGCGCUGCUGGAGUGAUGAGCUGUGAACCAGGAACACAUGUUCUACAGAGGUGUGAACCUGAAAUCCAAGCGGCAGGAAUUGAAUCCAAUUUGGGGAGACGGAGAGAUGAGGGGAUCCAUACAGCUUUCCCAUUUAUAUCAAGUUCAGUGGUGCUUCUAUUGGAAAACCAAACUAAAUGGAACUGAUCCAGGUUAAAGUGUUCAUACACAUGCACUAUUGACUUCUUCAGAAGAACACUAGGUAGUAGCUGUAAUACUGUGACAAAAGGAUGCUUUAUGAUGCCUUUGAAUAAAACAGCAAAAGGGGCUAAAUGUGAGUAAGAAAUAAAGGUCUUACUGGUGUGUCAGUUUUUCAUCUUCAUUUAAAAAAAAAAAA